CCUCCAUUUCUCCUCGAUUGUAGGGUUUUCUCGUUUCCCUACUCUCGGAGAAAGUCCAGACAAUAGUGAAGCGAAUGCGGAAAUGGACAAUUACGCUCUUCAUCUAGCCAUGGCGGCCCUCGUCGGAGCCUCCUUCGUGGCAGUGUCGGCGUAUUUCAUGCACAGGAAGACGCUUGCCCAGCUCCUAGAGUUCGCCAAGUCCGUCGAGAGAGACAGCGACUCCGACGAUGACUCACCCCGGCGGCAGCUGAAGAAACGGCGCGGCGGUUUGCGUCGGAAGACCGACGGUCACUAUCGGCAAGUCUCUGCUUCUUUACCGGACGUGACGGCUAUUUCCGGCGGAUACGGCGGAGGGGACGGGAAGCGCCCCAAUGGCCCUCCGGUCCUUGUCGAUGGUAUUCCUUCUGGUUUGCCGAGGCUUCGCUCGUUAGCUGAAGGCAAAUCCUCGAUGCUUGGAAAUUCAACGAAGAGAGUUGGGAGUUUCAUUAGGCCAACUUCGCCAAAAUCUCCUGUUGCUAGUGUCUUUGAAAGCGUGGAAGGAUCAGACGAGGAAGAUAAUAUCAUUGGUGAUGGCGAACUGGAUGCUUCAUUAAUGCAUACUAAUGGGGAUACUGCUCUGAAUUUACCAGAUCUUAUGAAUGGUAAUGGAGAGCAAAUAGGUAUGGCUAGUGCAAAUAUUAUUCGGUCUCACAGUGUGUCUCGUGAUUUGCACGGCGUUCAAGCUGACCCUAUUGCUGCUGAUAUACUACGGAAAGAGCCAGAGCAAGAAACAUUUGUGCGUCUUAAUAUUUCUCCGAUGGAGGUACCAACACAAGAUGAAAUUGAAGCAUACGCGUGCGUACAAGAUUGCCUUGAACUGAGGAAAAAAUAUGUCUUCCAAGAAUUAGUAUCUCCUUGGGAAAGAGAAAUAAUAUCUGAGCCCUGCACUCCGAAGCCCAAUCCUGAUCCAUUUGCUUAUGUUCGCCAGAGAAAAUCCGAUCACUAUUUUGAGAUGCGAGAUGGUGUUGUCCAUGUCUAUGCAAACAAAGAUUCAAAAGAAGAACUCUUCCCUGUUGCUGAUGCAACUGCAUUUUUCACUGAUUUGCAUAUUAUACUUAGAGUUAUAGCAGCAGGAAAUAUUCGAACUUUAUGUCAUCGUCGACUGGUUCUUCUGGAACAGAAAUUCAAUCUUCAUUUAAUGCUUAAUGCGGAUAGAGAAUUUCUUGCUCAGAAAAGUGCACCACAUCGUGACUUUUAUAAUGUCAGAAAAGUUGAUACUCAUGUUCAUCAUUCAGCAUGCAUGAAUCAGAAACAUCUUUUGAGGUUUAUCAAGUCAAAACUAAGGAAAGAACCUGAUGAGGUUGUUAUUUUUCGAGAUGGGACAUAUAUGACCUUAAGAGAGGUUUUUGAGAGCCUGGAUUUAACUGGGUAUGAUCUGAAUGUUGAUCUUCUGGAUGUUCAUGCUGACAAGAGUACUUUUCAUCGAUUUGAUAAGUUCAAUCUGAAGUACAACCCCUGUGGUCAGAGUAGAUUAAGAGAAAUUUUCCUUAAGCAGGAAAAUCUUAUCCAAGGGCGGUUUCUCGCUGAAUUGACAAAGCAAGUGUUUUCUGAUCUUGCAGCAAGUAAAUAUCAGAUGGCUGAAUAUCGAAUAUCAGUAUAUGGUAGGAAGAUGAGUGAAUGGGACCAACUGGCUAGCUGGAUCGUGAACAACGAACUAUACAGUGAGAAUGUUGUUUGGUUGAUUCAGCUACCACGCCUUUAUAAUGUAUACAAGGAUAUGGGAACAGUAACAUCCUUUCAGAACAUCCUUGAUAACGUCUUCAUUCCAUUAUUUGAAGUAACUGUCGAUCCAGAUUCUCAUCCUCAUCUGCAUCUGUUCCUGAAGCAGGUUGUCGGGUUUGAUUUGGUGGAUGAUGAAAGCAAGCCUGAAAGACGCCCUACAAAACACAUGCCCACACCAGCUGAGUGGACCAAUGUGUUCAAUCCUGCAUUUUCUUACUAUGCAUAUUACUGCUACGCAAACCUCUACACCUUGAACAAGCUUCGUGAGUCGAAGGGCAUGACAACAAUCAAAUUCCGGCCGCAUUCUGGCGAGGCCGGUGACAUUGACCACCUUGCUGCAACUUUUCUCAUUGCGAAUAACAUUGCACAUGGAAUCAACCUGAGGAAGUCCCCUGUUCUUCAGUAUCUCUACUAUCUGGCACAGAUUGGUCUGGCAAUGUCUCCUCUGAGCAACAAUUCCUUAUUCUUAGAUUACCAUAGAAACCCAUUGCCCAUGUUCUUUUCAAGGGGUCUCAAUGUUUCUCUUUCAACUGACGAUCCACUCCAGAUACACCUUACGAAGGAACCUUUGGUGGAAGAGUAUAGCAUUGCUGCCUCUGUAUGGAAAUUGAGUUCAUGCGAUCUGUGUGAGAUUGCUCGUAACUCGGUAAUCCAGUCGGGUUUCUCGCACGCUUUAAAGUCGCACUGGAUUGGGAAAGAGUACUACAAGAGAGGGCCUGAGGGAAACGACAUUCACAAAACAAAUGUGCCUAAUAUCCGUUUAGAGUUCCGGAACACGAUAUGGAGAGAAGAGAUGCAGAUGGUCUAUCAGGGCAACGCCGACAUCCCUGGUGAAAUAGACAGGUGGUGAUGCUGCUUUUGCAUAUCCCCAAGUUCUACUCCAUGGCAUGAGGCUCGGCCUUCGCCCACUUUAUUGGGCAUCCAAACGAUGAUACAUACUACCGCUAUAUGUAUACGCAGAAAAGUAAGUCCAAUAAGUCAGAGAUAUUGGCCAAGGUAUGAAUGUAAUAAGAGCAGAGGGUUUGCCUAUGGGUAGGGAUCCCGAGAGAAUAUGGAGGGUCGAAAUCGACAUGUUUGUUGUAUGUUUAAAUGUGGGAUUAUCACUUGUCAAUUAUUCAAACUCCUUGGCUUCACCUUUUUUUUUCCAACUACUAUUAUUCAAAGUUCAUCAUCUACCGGA
Molecule: messenger RNA, 2941 nt
Organism: Tarenaya hassleriana
Lineage: Eukaryota; Viridiplantae; Streptophyta; Magnoliopsida; Brassicales; Cleomaceae
Product: AMP deaminase-like
Exons: 21
Coding region: 83-2611 (842 amino acids)
Biological process (GO): IMP salvage; AMP metabolic process
Cellular component (GO): cytosol
Molecular function (GO): AMP deaminase activity
Source: RefSeq, a predicted model, not a curated record